CAUAGGAAAACGUACAUCACCCACUAGGGGGCGAUAUACGGUUUCCAGAGUUGUAGUUUUCUUCAGCAGCAGAGGAAGUUAAGAAGCAUCGUAAACAUGGCUGACAGUGGGGUGACAGAUGAAACUGGUUCUAAAGAUGACGUUCAUCAAGCAAAGACUGAAGGCAAAGAGCUCACCAAAGAGGAGAAGCAACGGCUGAGGAAAGAGAAGAAACAGCAGAAGAAAAACAAAGAGAAAAAAGAUGAGAAGGCUUCACAGGAAAGUGAGAAGAAGAAGAAGAACAGAGAAGAGAAGCCUGUCAGUGCAGCUGCCCCAGCUUCCCAGCCUCCAACCCAGCCUUCAACACAGAAAGCUCCUUCAGCAGUGCCUGCUCCUGCACCAGUUCCUGUGCCUGUCUCAGAAACUCCCGCCCUGGCAGACAAGCCAGCCAAGAGUAAAGCAGAAUUGAAAGCAGAGAGGAGAGCUCGGCAGGAGGCGGAGAGGGCCUCCAAACAGGCUGCAACAAGCAAACCUAAAGCAGGGCCUAGUGAGCUGCAGCCAGUGGUAAAGAGGCUCCCAGAACACGUCCAAGUGGACAACCCGGGCGUUUUAAAGAAACUGGCAAAGAAAUUGGAAAGACAACAGACACCAGGGUGCAAUGCUGCAAAAAAUGUAGAGAUCCCACUCCGGUCAGACUACGGCUACAAAGUCAGCCUGUUUUCCCAUCUCCACCAGUACAGUCGCAAAGCCCCUCUAACACAGCAACUCAGCAUUCCCUCCACGGUGAUUCAUCCUGCUAUAGUUCGCCUGGGUCUCCAGUAUUCACAGGGCAUCGUGGCAGGAUCCAACGCUCGCUCUGUCGCCCUGCUGCAUGCCUUCAAACAGGUAAUAAGGGACUAUACUACGCCUCCAAAUGAGGAGCUAUCUAGAGACUUGGUCAACAAGCUGAAACCUUAUAUCAGUUUUUUGAAUCAGUGUCGCCCUCUGUCAGCCAGCAUGGGUAAUGCAAUCAAAUUCAUCAAGAAAGAGAUCUCCAAUAUUCCCAGUCAAUGCAAAGAAGAAGAGGCAAAGAGCCAACUGCUGAGCUCUAUCAAGUGCUACAUUGAUGAGAAGAUCAUCCUUGCUGCUAAAGCUAUUGCCAAGUCCUCCAUAGAAAAGAUCAGUAAUGGAGAUGUCAUCCUAGUUUAUGGAUGCUCGUCGCUGGUCAACCACAUCUUGUGCGAGGCCUUUGAGAAGAACAUAAAGUUCCGUGUGAUCGUGGUGGACAGCAGGCCUCGACUGGAGGGCCGGGAAGCCUUGAGGCGCCUUGUCCAGAGAGGCAUCAGCUGUACCUACGUCCUUAUCUCGGCCGUCUCCUACAUUCUUCCAGAGGUAUCGAAGGUGUUCCUUGGCGCUCACGCUCUGCUGGCCAACGGUUACGUAAUGUCUCGCGUGGGGACGUCACAGAUAGCUCUGGUGGCCAAAGCCUUUAACGUGCCGGUACUGGUGUGUUGUGAGACCUACAAGUUUUGCGAGAGGGUGCAGACAGAUUCCUUCGUGUCCAAUGAACUAGAUGACCCCGAUGACCUCAUCGUGACCCGUAAAGGGAAGACUCAGCUAGAGCACUGGCAGGAUGUGCCCUCACUCGGCCUGCUUAACCUCGUGUAUGACGUGACGCCGCCUGAUUUCGUGGACUUAGUCAUCACGGAUCUGGGAAUGAUCCCGUGCACCUCGGUCCCUGUGGUGCUGCGAGUCAAAAACGUGGACCAGUGAACGACCUCCCGCUCAAAUCAGUCUCUGUGUUUUUGAUCUGGGGAGUUUGUGAGCUUGAAGGCUCGCAUACCAAACAAAAUAUCAUGCUCUUAGCAUGCAAUAAAUAUAUAGAUCUGAAAUGGCAUACGCUUUUUAA
Etheostoma cragini (Arkansas darter) is the source of this 1867-nucleotide messenger RNA. RefSeq names its product eukaryotic translation initiation factor 2B, subunit 4 delta (gene eif2b4). Lineage: Eukaryota; Metazoa; Chordata; Actinopteri; Perciformes; Percidae. The transcript has 14 exons. The coding region runs from base 97 to 1731 and encodes 544 amino acids. The record is from RefSeq and is a predicted model, not a curated record.